This is a messenger RNA of Paramormyrops kingsleyae, 3037 nucleotides long. Its product is annotated as paired box protein Pax-1. NCBI's taxonomy places the organism in Eukaryota, Metazoa, Chordata, Actinopteri, Osteoglossiformes, Mormyridae. Gene Ontology annotation, molecular function: DNA-binding transcription factor activity, RNA polymerase II-specific; RNA polymerase II cis-regulatory region sequence-specific DNA binding. The record is from RefSeq and is a predicted model, not a curated record. Gene Ontology annotation, biological process: anatomical structure development; regulation of transcription by RNA polymerase II.
GGUGCAGGGGACCAAUGAAAUCAAACAGGAGGUUUCCGCGUAACCAACCAGACUGACGUGGAGGCGAGUCAAAUUAAUCCCACUAAAAAGCUGCCGCUGGAAUAGACAAAUUUGAGUUUUUCGGAUAAAGAUCACCUCACUCUCUUUGUCCACGACUGUUGAUUUCAAGGCACUUUAGAAGUGUGGGCGAGGUGCACAAAGGCAGUCUUGACGUCCAGGUUUUCAUUUUGCUUUUUGCGCACCGGCGGCGCAGCUACUUUUUGCUAUUGAAGGGCAUUGGUUUGAAAGAAAGCAUCUCCGACAGAGGACAAAUGGAGCAAACGUACGGAGAAGUGAAUCAGCUUGGUGGCGUAUUUGUGAACGGACGACCCCUACCAAACGCCAUACGAAUCCGGAUCGUGGAACUGGCUCAGCUCGGAAUCCGGCCUUGCGACAUCAGCAGGCAGCUCCGAGUCUCUCACGGCUGCGUGAGCAAGAUUCUGGCUAGGUACAACGAAACUGGGUCUAUUUUACCCGGUGCAAUUGGAGGGAGCAAACCCCGGGUUACAACUCCGAAUGUGGUUAAAAACAUACGGGAUUACAAACAAAAUGAUCCAGGAAUCUUCGCUUGGGAGAUCAGGGACAGGCUCCUCGCAGACGGAGUUUGCGACAAAUACAAUGUGCCCUCAGUAAGCUCAAUAAGCCGCAUUUUAAGGAACAAGAUUGGAAAUCUCUCCCAGCCGACCCAGCACGAAAGCAGCAAGCACUCUCCUACACAGCAUGCGCUUUCUUAUAAUCACAUGUACUCCUACUCGUAUCCCAGUCCUUUGUCACCCACUGGGACAAAAAUGAGCAGUACUCCAGGACUACCUGUCACGCCGGGCCACGUGGGUAUCUCGAGAGCCUGGCCUUCGGUACACACUGUCAGUAACAUCUUAGGGAUUCGGGCCUUCAUGGAUCCAGCAGCCAUUGCCGGAACAGAUGGAUAUCCACCCAAAAUGGAAGACUGGGCUAGUGUAAACAGAACGCCGUUUCCUUCUGCUCACUGUGUCAACGGCCUUGACAAAUCAGCUAUUGAUACAGACAUAAAAUACCCUCAGGCUUCGGCAAAUCUUUCCAGUUAUGUUCCAGCUUGUGCUUACUCUGCUUCAAACCAAUACGGAGUUUAUGGUGGACCAACAGGUAGCUACGUGGCUCCAGGGCACUGGCAGCCUCAGAGCACGAGUCUGUCCCACGCGGGCAGUGAAAUGACGGUACACGGAGGAGAUCUUCACUGUGCCAUGACUUUCAAGCAUCCGUCACGCGAUGGAGACAGAAAACCACCCAGUCCGUUGAGCAAGCAACACCACGAGGCUCUGAACAGCGUUCAUGGGAUCACCCUUCCUACCUCGGCUUCAUAACCAAGAUAACGGACUCAAUACAGCAAGAAAACCUUAAACACAACAAGCUGGUCAGAACUGCGAUUUAGUUUAACUCAUUUCAAGAACCCAGUAAGUAAAAGCACAAUAUUUAUAAAUAACCAGCUAAAAUGGAGAGAAAUGGACGAACAGAAGCUGUUUAUCUUUCCAAACCAUGUGCAAAAAAUGAAGCUGUCUUAAGAAAAAUGUUUGAGAAAAUGAUUGCUUAUUUGCAUUUUAACAUUCUCUUAUACGGCGGUGCUUGUUGCUUUCUUAAUCACACUUUCAGUUUUCUAAAAGUUAUUUCUACAAGUGAAUGAAAAGAUUUUAUCAGAGUAAUAUUUAAUAAUCGCUUUAUCAUGCAACCCAAUUCAAUCUGUCCAUGUCCUUUGUAAUAUGGUGUAAUGCGUUGAUCCCAAUUGAUUUUGGGGAGUUUAUCUGUACUUAAAAUGUGGAACUAGUAUGAAAAUGACACUUGAUUAAAUUAACUACAAAUGGUACUGAAGUUGCGUCAGACUGCUAACCACAACGAGAUUAAUAAUGGCACGUGUACCUCCUACAUUUAAUAGGUCAUUCUAAUAUAGCUGUCAUCGUUCCAUUCUGAUGUGGAAGCCAGUACAAGAAAAACUUGUGAACAUAAUGUAUGUAUUGUACUUUUCAAAUGUUAAUUAUUAUUGAAAGGUUUAAUUAUAUAUAUUUUUAUACAUUCGUUUGUAAAUAUGUCAAUUUAUAUAAUUACAAAUACAAAUAAAAAUGUCAAAGUGAUACUAUCAUAACUGAUUUCCUUUCAAAACGUCAUCCACCUCUUUCACAGGCGAGUCUUCAACUCAAAUGCUAUGUAAAAACUUCAGUAUAGGCUAGACAUGCUUUGGUAAAUUUAGGCUAUUUAUUUAUUUAUUCUCUGUUAAAUUAGAAUAAAUCUCGAACCUAUGGAUUUUUGUUGCCGUGACCGCGAGCCUAAUUAUUAUAUCAAUGACUGGAGGAUUUCUGUGAUAAGCAAGUAAUCAACGACUAAAUAACAAACCUUUCAAAUAGCUGUGUGUAUAAUAGGUCUGUUUGGUUGAAGCUGCCGAUCUGUGUUUCUGUCUCUUAAUGUGAGCUAACCGCGCUUUUCUGGAGUUAAUGACGCGGUGCACUAUUCGGCGCCUCUGAAGAUGGUAUCACUGAACACGAUCUGGAGAGAUGCCAAGAAAAAAAAAAAGACUAAUGUGCGUGAGCUCGUGUAACAAUUCAACGGCUAAAAAUUACAAGGGGCAAGAAAAUAGGUUUAUUUGCAUAUGAUCUUGUGAUGUUGCAGGUCGAAUCCUGUGAGUACCCUUUGGUUAUGUCAGUGAACAAUGUUUUAAGUGUUUAUCUAAAUUGCUAAAUUUCGAACACCGGAUAAUAAUGAUGAUAAUAAUAAUAACACAGACCUAAUAGUAGUAAUAGUAUACUACUGUGUACUGUGUACACCGAGGCUCAUUGCGCAGGUGCAGGUCUUCAUGCGCUGCUCGGAUGCAGUAACGUUAUAAAAUGCUAGCCAAACUCCAUUAACAAUUGUGUAUGCCUCAAUUAUAUUUUAAUAUCAAGAAAAAGGAUAAGGAUAACAUGGUGUAACAUCACAUUAUGCAUUAAAAUGCAUACUAUUGAUGUAAAGAAAAUAAAGAAAUGCAGGAAGUUAA